UGUCCCACCUUCGUAAUUGUUAAUUGAAGUUGCAAAAAACUUUGUUUUCUCUUCAAUCUGCUUUGUUUGUCACUUUGUGUCUGAAAAUAGUUUUUUAAACUCAAGUCACAUUCAACAACAAGAAAAGCAAUGCUCAACAACUAAUAAACUCAAAGUUUCCAACCUAGCCACACCAACUACACACUAUUUUCCUUCAUGCUUCCCUCUAUUUCGGCACCUUUAUCUCUUCUCCUCUUUACCCAUUUCUCAAUUUUAUUUGCUUCAAUCUUCCAUCCCAAAUGGAUCCUCCCUGUUUCUUCACCUUCAAACCAUUUCUUCAUCAAUGUGUUUUUGUCUUUAUCAUCAUCUUCUUCACCUUAGCCCACCAGACAGUCUCUGAUAAAUCAAAAUUUGAGGCGUGUGAACCGAAAACUUGUGGCAGUAACCUUACAAUACGGUACCCUUUUUGGAUUUCUGGAGAACAAGAAUCUUACUGUGGCUCCCCUAAUUUUGAGAUCACCUGCAAUGACCAGAAACCUGUACUCAACAUUUCAUAUGGAGAUUAUAUCAUCAAAGAUAUCUUCUAUGAAAACAGUUCUCUUCGUCUGGCAAACUCUGCAGCCUAUGAGAACUCAUGUCCAACUCCUUUUUACAAUCUUACUCUUACUCGUACUCCAUUCAAUUUUGUUCCUAGUGAUACAGAUCUUUUCUUCUGGUACAAUUGCUCCGAUAAGCCUCCUGAGGAUGGUACAUAUUCUAUAAGUUGUGGUAAGAAGUAUUCACACUACUAUUCUUUUGCUGCUUUUCACAAGGAAAUGCUUGUGAAUUAUUCUCUUGAGUCGUGCCAGUCUUCUGUUUACGCACCUCUGAAUGUAGAAACCGGCGCCAAUUUGUGGCAGAUGAAUUAUACUGAAAUUUUGAAGAUCGGGUUCGUCUUGAAUUGGACUGCACUUAGUUGCAGCAAUUGUGAGGCAAGUGGCAAUCCUGUUAAUUGGAAAGGGAAGCUUGGUAUAGGUAAUACAGAUUUAUAUACUGUUUUUACUGUUCAAAAUAUCAAAAUUUCAUCAGAUUUACAAUUCAGAAGUUUCUUAUUUUUCUUACUUCCCUGAACAGGUUUCGGCGCAGCUUUCGUAGGCAUGGGUUUAAUGGCUGUUGCUUGCCUUUUCUAUGUUCGUCGCAAUAAAAAGAAACAAGCUCCCUCAUCCUAUGUGUCCCGCAGCGUUUAUUCUAAUUCCUCUUCUGUAGCAGAUCUUGAGAAGGGAGAUGACUUCCCUGGAGUUCAGCUCUUCACCUAUAAUGAACUUGAAGAGGCCACUAAUAAUUUUGAUUCUACUAAAGAGCUUGGUGAUGGAGGCUUUGGCACUGUAUAUUAUGGCAAACUCCAAGAUGGGCGUUCUGUAGCAGUCAAGCGUUUGUAUGAAAGCAAUUACAAGAGAGUUGAACAAUUCAUGAAUGAAGUUGAGAUCCUAGCCCGGUUGCGCCACCAAAAUCUUGUCUCUCUCUACGGGUGUACCUCUCGCCACAGCCGUGAAUUAUUGCUUGUAUAUGAUUACAUCCCCAAUGGCACCGUUGCUGAUCAUGUACAUGGUCCCCGUGCCAAACCGGGUGCACUCCCUUGGCCUACUAGACUGAAAAUUGCCAUAGAGACUGCAAGUGCAUUGACAUAUCUCCAUGCUUCUGAUAUCAUCCACCGUGAUGUGAAAACCAACAACAUUCUUCUUGACAACAAUUUCUGUGUCAAGGUUGCAGAUUUUGGCCUUUCGCGUCUCUUCCCAACCAAUGUCACCCACGUUUCGACUGCUCCACAAGGCACUCCUGGUUAUGUUGAUCCAGAAUAUCACCAAUGCUACCAGCUUACGGACAAGAGUGACGUGUUCAGCUUUGGAGUAGUCUUGGUUGAGCUGAUUUCAUCCAAACCAGCAGUUGACAUCACUAGACAUCGACAUGAGAUUAACUUAUCGAAUAUGGCAAUCAACAAGAUCCAAAACAAGGCAUUGCACGAGCUUGUCGACCCAACUCUCGGGUUUGAUUCAGACUACAAAGUGAGAAAAAUGAUAAAUGCAGUAGCAGAGUUAGCAUUUCAGUGCCUGCAAGGUGAGAAGGAGAUGAGACCAUCUAUGGCCGAUGUCUUGGAGACUCUAAAGGGUAUAAAGAGUGAUGGAUACUAUAAAGAAAAAGCAGAGGAGAUGGACAUUCCAUCAGAUGAUAUUGGAUUGUUGCAGAGUGGUUCAUUAUUAGUUUCCCCAGAUUCUGUGACAAUCAAAUGGACCAGCUCAAAAACAACACCUAAUACCAGUACUUAAUAUAAGUUUCUUUAUUCUUCCCAUUUCACUACAUUUUGGCUGGUUUCUUGA
This is a messenger RNA of Pistacia vera, 2333 nucleotides long. RefSeq names its product LEAF RUST 10 DISEASE-RESISTANCE LOCUS RECEPTOR-LIKE PROTEIN KINASE-like 1.2. NCBI's taxonomy places the organism in Eukaryota, Viridiplantae, Streptophyta, Magnoliopsida, Sapindales, Anacardiaceae. Gene Ontology annotation, molecular function: protein kinase activity; ATP binding; polysaccharide binding. Gene Ontology annotation, biological process: protein phosphorylation. The transcript has 3 exons. The record is from RefSeq and is a predicted model, not a curated record.